Messenger RNA from Trypanosoma grayi, 2880 nucleotides. RefSeq names its product AIR9 protein. Lineage: Eukaryota; Euglenozoa; Kinetoplastea; Trypanosomatida; Trypanosomatidae. Gene Ontology annotation, molecular function: protein binding. Gene Ontology annotation, cellular component: plasma membrane. The record is from RefSeq and is a predicted model, not a curated record. The transcript has a single exon. The coding region runs from base 1 to 2880 and encodes 959 amino acids.
AUGGCUACCCGUACUGUGCGGCGCGGGGGACAGUUCACUAGCCUCAAGCCCAGUGGCUUGACGCUGAACAGGAAGGACCUCCGAAGUGUGCGAGAGACGACGCUGGAGAACUACUCCACGGAGUACCUUUACCUCCGUGAGAAUGAACUGACAGAGUUCGACACCGAGGUCACCAUGGAGAAUCUAAAGGUGCUGGAUCUGUCUAUCAACGACAUUGGCGGAACAGUGGACUUCCUGAGCAAGACUCCGUUUCUGCGUCACCUCUACAUGACAGGAAACAAGAUUGAAUCUCUGCAGGGGAUUGCGAACUUUUCUUCCCUGGAGACACUGUGCCUCAGCGACAAUGCCAUCAACAGCUUCGAGGGAUUGGAGCGCCUGCCCAACCUGCGGGUGCUUUCCCUCAACUUCAAUAACAUCUCUUCAUUUGAUCACUAUCCCAAUCUCCCAUCACUGCACACACUGAACCUCGUGGGGAACCCCGUGACGGACAUUCCGUCUUACCGCAGUAUGGCCAUCGCUAUCAACAACCCUAACCUCGUGACGAUCGACGGCAAUCCUGUCGAAGGCGAAGAACGUGCGGCGUUGGAGCACUACCAGGGGAAGGUUGUCAACUGCGUCUGUGAAGGGUUUGUUGUUGAGGGUGACAACGUUGAAGAGGCCGCUGAUGCAUUCCUUCUCAAGCUCCAGCGUGUAAGGGAAAAAUCCAAGUACCUUCAGCUCUGCUCCAUUCGCCUCACACCUGAGGAUGAAACACGCAACGUUCUUACAGAGGGAUUCCCAGUGCGUCUGACCUGCUGCAUGCAGGACAUCCGCGCGUAUGAACAGCGUACGGCUGAUAACUUCUACUCCCGUCAUCUCUUCCCCGUGGCAUUCAAGGUGUCUGGUGAGGCGACAGAAGUCUUCGUGGUCGGUUCGAUGAAUAACUGGACAGACCCCAUUGAGCUGGAACGUUGCGAGGAGGAGGGUGAAAUUUAUUUCCACACCACGCUCUAUCUCCCUGCUGGCGACUACGAGUACCGGUACAUUGUGGAUGGGGCUGAGAUUGUUCCCGAAUCCAAUGGCGUGAUGUCAAAGCACAAGCAGGGCUUCUGUUACCUCUACAAGGUCACUGAGCUUGAGCAUCCAGAUGAAGAGAAGGAUACCGUUCUUCACAUCCGGUGGAUGAAAAGCACUCAAAACAACCACUACGAGGUCAUUGAGGACAACAAUACGCUUGUGUACACACCAACUGCUGCGGAUGUGGGGUGCUGUCUGCGCGCUGAGGUGCUGGCAUACGUCAAUGGCGUCUUCUCCUUCUUGUAUUUCGACAUUUCCACUCCGAUCGUCGCGGGCCCACCCACAUGCCCCCACCUUGAGAUCAAGGGCAAUGCAGUCGAGGGCCACGUGCUGAUGGCGGAGGCUGACUACGUCGGUGGCGUUGAAGGAAACUCUUCCCUGGUCUGGAUCCGCGUUACCCCAGAAGGCGAAGAGAUUCCAAUCGACAUAGGUGAUCCGUGGUCCGGCUACAAGCUGACAAGCAGUGACGUUGAUUGUUGUAUCAAGGUGGAGUUCACUCCUAUGAGGAACGAUUGGGUGGCAGGUGAGCCCCAAUCGGUCGUCACGGCUCCUGUGGUGGCUGGAGCGCCAGAGUGUGAAUCCAUCAAGAUCAUUGGCAACCUGAUCCAGGAGAGUGAAUUGGAGGUGGAGGUGAUCUACUCUGGCGGUGUGGAGGGUGCGAGCUACUACCAAUGGCUCCGCAAAGAUGACAACUCGGAGGAGUACUACCCGAUUGAAGGGGAGAAUGGCACACGUUACGUGCCUACGCUCGAGGAUGUCGGCAAGUGCCUGGCAGUAGAGUACACUCCUGUCAACAAGGAUGGUGAGGAGGGCGAAACGUGCCGCUGUGUGUUGGAGAAGCCCAUUGAUCCAUCGGCACCGGAGAUUCACAACCUCCAAAUUGUGGGCGAGCUGACGGAACAGCACGUGCUUACCCUUGAGUACGAGUACACUGGUGGUCACUUCGGACCGCAUAUGAUUCAGUGGUUCCGCCGCGAUCGCUACAAGCGUCUUACGAGGACGGGCCGCCCGAACAGUGCGACACUCGCCCUCACCAAGCGUGAAGUUGACUGCACGAUUGAAGUCUCGAUCACGCCCGUGCGCUUCGACGGCGUGCAGGGACGGGCGGCAACUGCAAAAUCCGACGGCGUUGUUUCCGCCGGUGCGCCGCAGACCAACUUCAUGAACGUGGUAGGCGAACCUCUGGUGGGCAACACCUUGGAGCUGGAGGUGGAGUACUUUGGUGGUGAGCCCGGCGAACCAAUCAUUGAGUGGGCGCGUGAGGAUCCCGAGACAGAAGCCUUCGAAGUUAUUGAGACCGGUGUGCGCAGAUACAAGGUGCAGAAUGCAGACCGAGGAAAGAUGAUCCGUGUCACAUACACGCCAGUGCGUAAGGACGGCGUCCUGGGUGAGGCGAAGAGCCGUAUCUUGCAGGUGCCACACAACGAGUCGGAUGAGGAGGAAUCACAGCAGCAGCAGCCGUGUGAAGAGGGGGAGGAGAGCGAUGCGAUUGCUGAAGAAGUGGGAGAGAGCCGUCAUGUGGACCCGAAUAGCCCAACAGCGCUACCGGAAGAGUAUGAAAUGGAGGCUGCGGUGGACGAUGCGGCAGCUGAAGAGGCACCAGAGGCCCAACAGGAGAAAGAGGAGGAGGCAGCUGAAGAGGACCAGUACGCUGAGAUCGGCGAUGAACCUGAAAAGGGCGAGAAGAACGAGAAUGACGAGUACGCUGAGAUUGGGGACUCCCCCGAGAAAGAGGGAGUUAUUGGGGGAAAGAUCAAGGAGGCCAUCGCUGCCGCCCAUGACUCGGACGAGGACUCCAACCAGGCUGCUGAGAAGAAGGAUUGA